UCACGGCCCCGGGACCCCGCACCCAUGGGCGGCUGCCGGGCCCCGCCGCCGCCCGGGGCGGCUCCUCGCCGUCCUCGGCCCCCGGUACCGGCCAGCGCCGGCGGGACACAGCCCGGGGCCUGAGGGAAAUCCCGGGAAGAGGCCACGGGAAGCUCGGGAAAUCCCGCGGCAGGAUGGAGAGCAAGGCCGUGGAUCUCCACACCUUCUCCGAGCGGGAGAACGGAUCCGUCCUGGAGGAGCCCUUGGAGGGACGGAGCCUGUCCAAGCUGAACCUCUGCGAGCACGAUCCCGGCCGCAGGACGAGGCCCUGGGGCUGCCGCGGCCGGAUGGGCUCCGUGGCGGCGCUGAAAUAUUCCGUGGUGGGACUUUACCUGCUGGUGCUCCUCAUCCUGGUGGGAAUCUUCAUCCUGGCAGUGUCCCGGCCCCAGGCGUCCCCCGAGGAGCUGAAGGCGCUGCUGGGCGACGUCCAGCGCCUCAACGAGACCUUCCGGGACCUGCAGCUGCUGCAGUGCCCCCCGCCCCAGGGCGACCUCCUGGAGCACAUCUGGAGGCUCCAGGACCUCCUGCAGAACCACUCGGACUCGCUGCUCCUGCUCUCGGGCUCGCUGCAGAGGCUGCAGGGGCUCCUGUGGGCGCUGCAGAGCCAGGCCGGACAGACGGACAGCUCGCUGUGGCGGCUGCGGGACUCGCUGGGCCAGCAGAGCGACGCGGCGCAGCUGGAGCUGUCGCGGCUCUCGGUGGAGGCCAACGGCAGCCGGCUGCUCCUGGAGCACCACCAGCACCUCCUGGGCACCUGGGCGCGGCUGGAGGCGCUGGGCGAGCAGGCGGCGGCGCUGGGCGCGGCGGUGGAGUCCAUGAACCGCAGCUUCUCCUACGAGCUCCGCCUGCAGUGCUCCCGGCUCCGCGACCUGCAGGGGCUGCUGGGCAACGCCAGCGCCGACGGGCGCAGGAUGCGGGCGGCGCACGGCGCCAUGGAGAGGCAGCUGAGGCUGGAGCUGGCCCUGCUCAACAACAUCACCGAGGAGCUGCGCAUGAAGGACUGGGAGCACUCCGUGGCGCUGAGGAACAUCUCCGUGAUCCGGGGGCCACCGGGACCCAAAGGCGACCGAGGCACGGAGGGGAUGGAGGGAGAGCCCGGCCUGCCCGGCGUUCUUCCCGGGCUCCGAGGCAUUCCCGGCGAGCGGGGCCCGCCCGGCCCGCGCGGACCCAAGGGGGACCAGGGCGAGCUGGGCCCGCGCGGCCCCACGGGAACGCGCGGCUUCAAAGGCGAGCGCGGCCCCAAGGGGGACAAAGGGGACAGGGGGGACCGAGGAGCCGCCGGUGGCACCGUUCCGUUGGAGGGCUCGGUGCGGCUGGUGAACGGCUCCGGGGAGCACGAGGGGCGCCUGGAGAUUUUCCACGAGCGGCGCUGGGGCUCGGUGUGCGACGACGGCUGGGACGGGCGGGACGGGGACGUGGCGUGCCGCAUGCUGGGCUUCCCCGGCGCCGCCGACGUCUUCCGCAUGGCGCGCUUCGGACAAGGCACGGGGAAGAUCUGGAUGGACGACGUGUCCUGCACGGGCACCGAGGAGUCCCUGGAGCUCUGCGGCUUCUCGGGCUGGGGCCGCACCAACUGCGGCCACGCCGAGGACGCUGGCGUGCGCUGCCGGACAGACUGACCCCAAAAUCCAUCCCAAAACGGAGUGACCCCAAAAUCCAUCCCAUAACGGAGUGACCCCAAACCCACCCCAAAACGGAGUGACCCCAAAAUCCACCCCAUAACGGAGUGACCCCAAAACCCACCCCAUAACGGAGUGACCCCAAACCCAAACGGACUGACACCAAACCCACCCCAUAACGGAGUGACCCCAAAAUCCACCCCAUAACGGAGUGACCCCAAACCUACCCCAAAACGGAGUGACCCCAAAAUCCACCCCAAAAUGGAGUGACCCCAAAAUCCAUCCCAUAACAGACUGACCCCAAACCUACCCCAAAACGGAGUGACCCCAAAAUCCAUCCCAUAACACACAGACACCAAACCCACCCCAUAACGGAGUGACACCAAACCCACCCCAAAACGGACUGACCUCAAACCCACCCCAAAACGGAGUGACCCCAAAAUCCAUCCCAAAACGGAGUGACCCCAAAAUCCACCCCAUAACGGAGUGACCCCAAAAUCCAUCCCAUAACAGACUGACCACAAACCCACCCCAAAACGGAGUGACCCCAAAUCCAUCCCAAAAGGGAGUGACCCCAAAUCCAUCCCAUAACAGACUGACCACAAACCCACCCCAAAACGGAGUGACCCCAAAUGCAUCCCAUUACAGACUGACACCAAACCCACCCCAUAACACACUGACACCAAACCCACCCCAAAAUGGAAUGGCCCCAAAAUCCACCCCAAAAGGGAAUAACCCCAAAAUCCACCCCAUUACAGACUGACACCAAACCCACCCCAAAAUGGAGUGACCCCAAAAU
Messenger RNA from Camarhynchus parvulus, 2457 nucleotides. It is a transcript of the gene SCARA5, whose product is annotated as scavenger receptor class A member 5. The record is from RefSeq and is a predicted model, not a curated record. Gene Ontology annotation, molecular function: ferritin receptor activity. Gene Ontology annotation, cellular component: plasma membrane. NCBI's taxonomy places the organism in Eukaryota, Metazoa, Chordata, Aves, Passeriformes, Thraupidae. Gene Ontology annotation, biological process: iron ion transmembrane transport.